GCUCUGCAGCAGCCCCAGCGCCAAAACAUGAAUCAUUCCAAGUUGUUAAUUCGACGAGCACUGACACUGGUUCACUGACUAAGCUCAAAUCCCUCAAUUCAUAGUUAUUCUCAAUUGCACCGCGAAGCAGCGCAGACGAAUGAGUGAGUGAAGGUCCCGGUUCAAAUUCAAAAGACAGCGAUCAGGAUGUUGAGUGCAUUUUUUGGACUUGUAGUGCUGAUGCAGGUCGGCCGAAGGGCGGAAGGGUUCCUGCUGGUGGAGUACCUGAUCGGAGGCUGGAAGACCAACGUCGGACAGUAUCCUCACAUGGCGGCCUUGGGUCGGUCCAGGGCAAACGAAUCCGUCGAGUGGUUCUGCGGAGGGACGCUUAUUGGGUCGGAAUUCGUCCUGACGGCUGCCCACUGUGCAAAUUCUCGAAUGCACGAACCACCGACGGUCGUCCGGCUAGGCGAGUACGAUCUGAGCAUCGAUUACGACAGUGACCAUGAGGAUGUGGAAAUUUCCGAAAUAGUGCAUCACCCGGCCUAUAACGGUGUUCAAGCGUACAAUGACAUCGCGCUGAUCCGGCUCAACCGAACAGUCUCCUUCGGGCGAUUCAUCAAGCCGGCCUGCCUGUGGAAGCACCAAACGCUACCGCCCGGGAAGCUAACCGCCAUCGGAUGGGGCCAGUUAGGACACAACGGCGAACAACCCUCGGAGCUGCACCAGGUGGAUAUUCCCACCAUCCCGCACAGCGACUGCAACCGGAUGAUGGCAUUUCCGCGCACCCGGCGGCUCAAGUACGGGGUCCUUCCGUCGCAGCUGUGCGCCGGCGAAAUGACGGGCGGCAAGGACACCUGCGAGGGCGAUUCCGGCGGUCCGCUGCAUGUGCCCUCGGAGGAUCCCAGCGGGUGCACCUUCGACGUGGUGGGCAUCACCUCGAUCGGAGGAAUCUGCGGCACGGCUCGGAAGCCCGGUCUCUACACCCGGGUGUCGUACUACCGCGAGUGGAUCGAAUCUGUUAUGGGGAGAGAACAAUAAAGACUGCCAAACUUUUUUUUUUUUAUAUAUGCACUGCUAUUUAUUUCUUGAACUGGAUGUGUUUUCUUUCGUGGGUC
Molecule: messenger RNA, 1097 nt
Organism: Ochlerotatus camptorhynchus
Lineage: Eukaryota; Metazoa; Arthropoda; Insecta; Diptera; Culicidae
Product: serine protease snake-like
Exons: 3
Coding region: 187-1020 (277 amino acids)
Biological process (GO): proteolysis
Molecular function (GO): serine-type endopeptidase activity
Source: RefSeq, a predicted model, not a curated record